AUGGCUGACGCUCCGUCGCAGUUCCGCUAUGUCCAGUAUGAGGCUGCGAAGGAGAACGAGUACGUCCCCGCGAUGCGCCAGCUGAUAUCUCAGGAUCUCUCCGAGCCGUACAGCAUCUACGUCUACCGCUACUUUCUCUACGAAUGGGGGGAUCUCUGCUUCAUGGCGAUGGACGAGAAGGAUAAGUUGGUCGGCGUCGUUGUGUCGAAGCUGGAACCGCAUCGUGGCGGGCCGUUGAGAGGAUACAUAGCCAUGCUUGCGGUCCAGGAGGAGCAUAGAGGGAAAGGGAUAGCUACCAAGCUGGUCCGUCUGGCCAUGGACGCCAUGAUAGAGAGGGAUGCGGAUGAGAUUGUCCUAGAAACCGAGAUUACAAAUUCACCAGCCAUGAAGUUGUAUGAGCGCCUGGGAUUUCUCAGGAGCAAGCAACUGCAUCGUUACUAUCUCAAUGGGAAUUCUGCAUUCCGGUUUGUCCUUUACCUGAAGGAAGACGUGGGCAUGAUUCCGACAUCGGAUCCUUACCACGGACAUUCGGAUGGCCUCCCAUUGCAUGAAAACGGCGAGCAUCCAGGCCAUCAUGUCUGUUGA
Trichophyton rubrum CBS 118892 is the source of this 585-nucleotide messenger RNA. RefSeq lists its product as uncharacterized. Gene Ontology annotation, biological process: N-terminal peptidyl-methionine acetylation. Lineage: Eukaryota; Fungi; Ascomycota; Eurotiomycetes; Onygenales; Arthrodermataceae. Gene Ontology annotation, molecular function: protein-N-terminal amino-acid acetyltransferase activity. The record is from RefSeq and is a predicted model, not a curated record. Gene Ontology annotation, cellular component: NatC complex. The transcript has 2 exons. The coding region runs from base 1 to 585 and encodes 194 amino acids.